Dermacentor silvarum is the source of this 850-nucleotide messenger RNA. RefSeq lists its product as uncharacterized. Bases 164 to 850 code for a protein of 228 amino acids. The record is from RefSeq and is a predicted model, not a curated record. Lineage: Eukaryota; Metazoa; Arthropoda; Arachnida; Ixodida; Ixodidae. The transcript has 7 exons.
CAUCUGCCACGGCGGUGGCUCCCAUGAGGCAGCGCGCGCAAAAGUCUUCUUGGAAUGACGCGUACGCAAGGUCGCCCCAUUCCAGCUCGCCAGCCUUUGAGAGUUGAGCGUUCCUGUGAGACGCAUCGCGCACCCCACGGCCCUUAUCGAGACGUCGGCGUCGAUGAUAACCGGCGCCUCGGCGCUGCUACCGCCUCGCGAGGGAGGAUUUCCUUGGGCUACCUGGUUGUUGCAGCCGACCGCAUCAAGCACUUACGUAACAAUAGGUCUCGCCACGUCGACAGCAAGACUCCGCAGUAACGGGACCUUUGUGGGGCCGCUCUACAACGUGCAGAGAGUGGUGGGCUGUAAUGACGGUAACGGCGACUCCGGUGGGCAGUCGACAUUCUCUGAAAGGAAGGGGUCCACGAUACACGUGGGUCGUCACCAUGACAGCGCUGUAGAAAAGCACUAUGGGACUACCGGAAUUCGCCACGAGAGGAGAGCCAGGCCUGCAAUAUGUCCUUGUGGGCCGCUCUACAACGUGCAUGGAAAUCCACGCUGCGGCGACGGCGCAGACACCGGCUGGCAGUUUUUGAAGAGGACCUUUAAUGGACUACUCGACUGUCUUGAGGAAAGUCACCAACCCUCACCGACGUUACGUUCUGAGCUCGGGAGCAAGGCUGGACAUUGUGAUCUAAGCUGGGCCACUCCACAACGUGCGGAAGAGGUCGUGACCACAGUCCCUCAAAGACGGGAUAUUCUCAGCAAUGGAAGUAGUAAGCUUGAGCCUGUCAUGCGACGUUCGUGGAGGCCCUCCGGCCAACUGACCACUUACACCAGUCUUUGUCUGUGCAUUUGGGUGAGUUGA